GCUGCUGGAGCCUCCGGCAGCUGUAGCUAGGAGACACACGCACGCAGGCGCGCGCGUGUGCCCACAGACACGCGCACAGGCAGACAGGAUCGGCAGGGUUGUCUUUCUUGGGGUCUUGUUUGCUUCAGAGGAGCACUGAUGAGUAAGCCUCGUCUUCCUCCUCGGAGAAUGCUUUGUGUGUGAUGCGUCGGCUGCGCUGCACGAGCCAGGAGUCAGUUUUAGGUGCUGGGGGCGUGGCCUCUUUGGAGCUGAAAAUGGACCAAUCGGUGAUCAUCAAACCCGUUCACUCGUCGCUUCUGGGCCAGGACUACUGCUUUGAGGUGACAACCUCUACGGGGACCAAGUGCUUCUCGUGCCGCUCGGCGGCUGAGCGAGACAAGUGGAUGGAGAACCUGCGCCGAGCCGUGCAGCCCAACAAAGACAACAGCCGACGCGUCGAGAACCUUCUGACGCUGUGGGUCAUCGAAGCCAAGGACUUACCCGCCAAGAAGAGGUACUUCUGUGAACUUUGUCUGGACGACAGCCUGUACGCACGAACGUCCUGCAAGAUGAAGACAGACAACAUAUUUUGGGGCGAGCGCUUCGACUUCAGCAGUCUGCCGUGCGUCAGCGCCAUGACGCUGCAUAUCUACAAAGACACGGACAGGAAACGCAAAAAGGACAAGAGUAGCUACGUGGGCCUGGUCAACAUCCCCAUCAUCACGGUAACGGGCAGACAGCUGGUGGAGAAGUGGUACACAGUGAGCAUGCCCAGCACCAUCAGAGGGAAGUCGAGCGUGCCGACGGUGCGCGUGAAGGCGCGCUACCAGAGUGUGGUGAUCCUGCCCAUGGAGCAGUACAAAGAAUUCGCAGAGUUCAUCAGUGCCAACUACCUGCUGCUGUGCAACACGCUGGAAGGAUCCAUCGGCCUGCGAGCCAAAGAGGAAGUGGCAGCAGCGCUGGUUCACAUCUUACACAGCACCGGCAAGGCCAAGGACUUCUUGACGGACUUGAUGAUGUCAGAGGUGGACCGUUACCGUGACAAUGAUCAGCUGAUCUUCAGAGAAAACACCCUGGCGACGAAAAGCAUUGAGGAGUACUUGAAGCUGGUUGGACAGAAGUACCUGCAGGAUGCGCUGGGUACGCCGCACACAACAACAAACUAUAAAACACUACACAAUGUACUACAUAAGACUGGGUGUGUAAGUGUGUUUGCGUGUGUGUGUUCAGGCGAGUUCAUCAAGGCUCUGUAUGAGUCGGAUGAGAACUGUGAGGUGGAUGCGUCUCGCUGUGCCAACUCUGACCUCGCAGAGCAUCAGGCCAACCUCAGAAUGUGCUGUGAACUCGCUUUCUGCAAGAUACUAGACUCCUACAGGGUGUUUCCUCGGGAGCUGAAGGAGGUUUUUGCCUCGUGGCGUCAGGAGUGCGGCAACCGCGGGAGGCCGGACAUUAGCGAGCGUCUGAUCAGCGCGUCGCUCUUCCUGCGCUUCCUGUGUCCGGCGGUGAUGUCGCCAUCGCUCUUCGAUUUGACUCAAGGAUACCCGGACGAACGCACGGCUCGCACGCUAACGCUGAUCGCUAAAGUUAUCCAGACCCUGGCCAACUUCAGCAAGUUCGGCACCAAAGAAGAGUACAUGCUCUUCAUGAACGAUUUUGUGGAGCGCCAGUGGAGCAGCAUGCAGCGAUUCCUGCAGGAGAUUUCCAAUGCCGACGGACUCAACCACACCGGCGCAGGCUUCGACGGCUACGUCGACCUCGGCCGCGAGCUCUCCAGCCUGCACACUUUGCUCACUGAGCUGGACCAGUCUUGUCUGUCCAAGCUCAGUCCACUUCCGCGGAUCUUACGAGACGUGUCGGCGGCGCUGGCUAACCCAGGGGGCGUGGCUUACCCCGGGAAAGCGUCGGCCUCCUCGCCCGAGCUUCAGCGUUUGGUGUCUCCGCCGCCGCCUCUGUCGCCACCCCUCUCGCCUCCUUUGGUGGCCUGCAAUCCAUCACUAGGCCAGCAGUGUGGCGUCGGACUGGAUGGAGGGCUGGUGGACUUCACCAGACUUCCGUCGCCAACGCCUGAGAACAAAGAUUUGUUCUUCGUCACAAAAGGUUCCAGCCUUCAGCCUGCAUCAGGCUUGCGCGGCUCUCCGGCCCCGAGCUCAUCCUACUCGGAGCCCAAUGAUGAUGCGGCGUUCGGGAGGGCGGAAAUGAGUGCAGAGGGGCGGAGCCUGUCCCUGGUGGAUCUGCAGGACUCCUGCCCCGGCGACACGCUCGACGACAGCCAAUGGCAGCGAAGGGCGGGGCUGCUGCCGCUGUCUUUCCAGAAUCCCGUCUAUCAAAUGUCGUCGCGGCAACCGCAUCGGGCCGAGGUCACGCCCCCCGACAGCCUGGGCGGAGACGAGCGCAACUUGGCUGGCGCCGCCGCGCCCAAACCCGCCUUCCUCACCCAGAUGCAAGUGGGCGUUGCCGGGGGUGUGGCCGGUGAGCGAGGAGAGCGUCUGUCGGCCGUGUCCAGCAGCAGCAGUGGAGAAGAACAAAACAGAAGAGCAUUCUCAGAAAAUGUCACAAGUGGCGCUGCCCCCCCUCGUCAGAACUGUACGGGUCCUCAGCGCCGCAUCGACCAACCUCCACCGCCCUCGUCUGCGCCCCCCCCAGGCCCGCCACGGGGUCGCACGCCGCCCGGCAUGCUCCCACCUCGCCCCGCCUCCGGAAGCAUGAUGUCGUCUAGUCCCGACUGGCCGACCGGCGGACCCUCGAGACUGCGCCAGGCCUCGUCCUCGUCCAAAGGCGACAGUCCUGAAAAACUGCGGCCUGCCAACAAGGCGCCAUCUCCGUGUGCCCUGGAUCGCACGGCCGCCUGGCUUCUCAACAUGAAUUCCACAUCCACCUACGCCGAGACGGAAGAUGAUCAACAUGAUGACGCCCUCAUCGACAAGUACCAGCAGGACAUCGCGUUAUUGCAGGAGAAACUCCGUGUGGCAGCUUUGCGCCAGGAGGAGUGCGAGGCCCACCUCCUAGUUCAGGACCAGCAGAACCAGCGCUUGCUGCAGGAGUACCAGGCUCGGCUAGAGGACACAGAGAGUCGACUGAGGAGGCUGCAGGAUGACAAAGAUCUCCAGAUGAACAGCAUCAUCAGCAGGUUAAUGGCCGUGGAAGAGGAGCUGAAGAAAGAUCAUUCUGAAAUGCAGGCUGUGGUCGACUCCAAACAAAAGAUCAUUGAGGCCCAGGAGAAGAGGAUAGCGAAUCUGGACGCUACCAACACUCGUCUGAUGGCAGCGCUGGCUCAACUGAAGGAGCGUUACGGUGUGACAUCGCAGAGGAACGGCCUGUCACCUAGCAACACAUCAUCCUUGCAGAUCACGGAAAACGGCGAAUUCCGCAAUUGAGUAAUUCAUUAAUUGGUAAUUGUUGAGCGGCAGGCGCGGUGCUGACAACAGGAAGUGGGAGGCUUCACAGCAAGUUGGUGCACACACCUCCUCUCCAAGAUGAACUUUAACCUCCGCUGUCCUUUCCUUUUCAACGUCUGAUACUUCCCGUUUCCAUGCAUGACUUCCUGGUGUGUGUCCAACUGAGGCUUUAAGGAGGAAGUGACUCAACAUUUGUUUUCGAAUGCAGCAGGAAACACAAGGUUUCAAAAUACCGUAAUUUCUCAUGUAUAAUACAUUUUUUGCCAAAUAUUUCUUUAACAAUUGAGGGUUCAUAUUACAGCUACAAGGAAAAUUCAAACAUUUUGUCCCAUUGUAUAAAUGUAUACCGGUAACUAGGGUUUGUGAAAAAGGUACUUUCAUUCCAGUAUGACAUCACAAAUGUGUAGAAUCUAAUUUUCGCUGCUCACAGAGAAUCACAGUGGUUUCUAAGGCGCCGCCAUAUUUAUGUUAUCGUAUCUUUUCCUAUUUAUCUGAUAUAUUCCUCCUACUUUCCAUCGCAAAAAGGUCUCCAGUUGGCUACCUUCAAACAUUUGGCUCAGGAAACUUGACCCUUCUCGGUUCGCUACGGAAACCAGCUCCUUCCGCGAGCUCUCCAGCCGGCAAAAUAACAGCCAGUGGACUAUACACCAACGACCCGACUCAUCCAUCACUGGGGGCUCUGAGGGGAGCCCUCAAGCGUACAGUAAGUACACUACCUUGACUUCAACUGCCAGUAGUGCUUGCUGCCCUCAGAUAGUAAAGCGAGCACCGUGGGCUCCGAAGGGGAAAACAACUCACAUCGUCGCCGGGUUGCACUGGCUGUGCUUUUCUCUUUUCCAAUUUCUUGGGAAAACUUAAAAUACAAAUUACUAUGCGGAUAAUUUUUUUGAGCAUGGAUACCCACAAUUUGAGAGCAGGGACAUAUACAGUAAAUUAGCUGUGAAAGGAUGAUUUUGGUGGUGUGAGUUACACGAGAAAGUACAUCCAGUCACAUCACUUCCAUGAUCAGAACCUCUUAUUUUGAAAAGACAAAUAUUAUUGUUAAUCUUUAAACAAAACUUCAUUUUGAAAUUGUACUGAAACUAAUUCUACAAAACAAACUAGAGGUCCAUGGUGGCGGCCAAUCACAAGCCUCAGUGUGAUGAUCACUGUUGAAAGCUUACAAAUGUGCGGAAAUGCCAGACUUUAGUGGACUUUGUUUGCAUCUUUGUAAAAGCUUUUCUUCUUCUGGAAUUCUCCAACAUGACCGACUCGAAUAAAGUGUGACAGCAUCAAGGAGUCUGCAUUUCAUCUACUUUUGCUUCUUGCCGUUUGAGGCCAGACCACACCCACACACACCCACGAGACCAACAGAGGUCGGUAGACAUGAUUUAUUCAAGGUGUCGAUCAGGAAGUGAUGAAAAUGCGGCCUGCGUUACACAUGUGGCGCCUCCGUGGCUCGCCGUAGGGGGUCUGUGGUCCAAUACCGGCAGUCCCAGCCCAGGAACCAACCUGUGAAGGUGGGCGGUUCGAAUCCCUGCUUGACGGUCACAACUGUAGUGCGCGGGUCUCUGCGGGCCGGGUCGCUCUCUAUGUAUCUCGAGGCUGGAAGACAACAGCAGACAACUUCCUACUUGCUCUCUGGACCACUUCCUGUUUGUCUUACCUGAAGCAAAUGCCUCUGUUUUCUCAUCCUCGUGCGAUUCCUUUCCAAUCCACACAAACACCUACAGGAAGUCAUGAAAACUUGAUUGGUCCAAUGGAAAAAAAAAACAAAUUAAAAUUCUAUAAUUUUCCCAGAAUACAUCCACAGUCCACUAGAAGCAAUAUUUAAAAACAAAACAAACAGCGUGUUUUACAAGACUGCGUUGCUCUCCAGCGUCCAUAUUAGCAGUUCACAAGCAGCAAGGUCAAAAAGUGACCUACGUGCUCCCAGGCAUCUAAGAGCAUGACCUCAUCAGGAGCAAGGUCUUCCUGGGUCAGCUCACCAGGAACUUCCUCCAUCUGGAGACAAGAACAGCACAACUGAUAGCAACUAGCUUGAACAAAGACCCCUUCAGCUUGCGACUGUUCAGACUGACCAGGAAAUUUCCAGUCUUGUAGGAGCAGGCGAACAGACGAGGAGGAUGCGCCGCCAUCUGAGCCUCACAUCGGCGAGACUCACAGUAGUCCUCGUGUCCUCCCAGUGCACACCAGAAAUCCCCUGGAACCACAUUUGCCGCCAUCUUCUUCAUCACAAAGAAAGAGAAAAAGACACCGCCUCACCUUCCUCCUGCCCCUCCUCCACCCGGACGGGGUUCUCGCGCAGGACUCCAGCUAGAUGUCGGGCUCCUCGGACUUCAGCCGAGCUGCUGCCGCGACCUUUCCACAUCCAGCAUCCUGAAGACGACGCCAGCAGGAAGACAUCGCCGGAGUUGAGACUAGAGGACGAUGCCCUCACCUGGCGGGACAGAAUGUUCAAAAACAGGUUUUGGACUGAGUGACGAUUUGAAGGCAGUUGGUGUUCAAGAGGAGGCUGCACAAGACGGGGUUACUUGGAAAAGGAUGACACGCUAUGCCAACCCUAAAGAAAAAGACCAGUUUUUCUGCUCAAGAACAACAGCAGAAGGUGGAGGAUGAAACAGUCGCCAGAGAGCAAGGUUUUCUGGGAGAACGGACUUUGUCGGGCCACCAUCACGACGUCCAAGUCCCCGUCCACGUUGGACACCUGACGACCGACACAGGCAAUCUCUCCUUCACAAUAAAAGCAUUUUGACCAAAUCAGAAGCAGUGUUUUACUUUGAACAGCUUUGCCAAUUUCCUGUCGCGGGCAUCCAUCUUGGCAUCGUCCGGGCGGGCUUCCGGAAGGUCAGGUUUGUGCCCGAGGACCUCAACACAGAUGUCAAAAGGUCAGAGGCCUUCCGGCUGACACAAACAGGAAGCGCUUCUCACCUCCACCAUCUUUUCAGGUUCCGAGCCUUCGUCGCAGAUCAGCAGCGAGGCACGCCCGCAACGCUCGUUAUCACGGAUACGCUUGGACACCUGUCACUCACACAGGGAGGCCCGCCCGCGUGAUGACAUCACUAGUCACCACUGUGACAUCACUAAUCACGACAACUCACCAUGGUGGCCUUCAACUUCUCAAAGUGGUUACUAUGACAACCAGACCACUGGAUGAGCUCCUGGAGGGAAAAAUACUUUAAAGAUCUGUCCUCCCUUCUUCCUUUCUCCCACCCACCUUUCCCAGGUCAAGUAUGAAUGUGUCUCCUGUGUUGAAACUCUCCCAGCUGAGG
Phycodurus eques (leafy seadragon) is the source of this 6625-nucleotide messenger RNA. RefSeq names its product disabled homolog 2-interacting protein-like. NCBI's taxonomy places the organism in Eukaryota, Metazoa, Chordata, Actinopteri, Syngnathiformes, Syngnathidae. Gene Ontology annotation, biological process: regulation of GTPase activity. The record is from RefSeq and is a predicted model, not a curated record. Bases 183 to 3353 code for a protein of 1056 amino acids. The transcript has 19 exons.